Amborella trichopoda is the source of this 2412-nucleotide messenger RNA. RefSeq names its product putative protein phosphatase 2C 46. Gene Ontology annotation, biological process: protein dephosphorylation. Lineage: Eukaryota; Viridiplantae; Streptophyta; Magnoliopsida; Amborellales; Amborellaceae. Gene Ontology annotation, molecular function: cation binding; protein serine/threonine phosphatase activity. The record is from RefSeq and is a predicted model, not a curated record.
CAAUGCCAUCAAGGUCCAGCUCCAAAACCCCGAGACUUGGGGAAAGGGAUUGGAGGGGGAGAGAGGUAAAUGAGGCAAAGUUAGAGAGAGAGAGAAUGAUUUCUUCAGUCUAAAGAGGUGGGUUUGUUCUCCUCUCUCUCUUCAGUCUAAAGGGGUGCGUUUGUUCUCCCUCUCUUUCAUGGUGGGUUCUCUCUAUUAUAAAGAGGUGGGUUUGUUCUCCCUCUCUCUCUCUCUCAUGGUCAAAACAGCAAACCCAUGAACCCGGUAUCCCAAAAGAAGCAUCCAAAAGGAACCCAUAUUUUUCUCUCUUUACUUCCCUCUCUCAUUCAUCCUGUGUUCACCACCCUUUAACCAGAUCCCCUCUCUGACACCCAUUUGAAGAUCUGCCCUCAAAAAGCCCAAUCCUUCUGUGCUCCUUAAUCACAUGGCCUGUCACUAGCUGGCUUUCAAGUCCAAGGUAUGCAUUAUCAGAUCUCCUGAACAAACUCCCCCAAUUCCCGAACUUGAACCAAAAACAAGGGAUUUUUCCCUCUGAUUCCUCUGUCCUCUUAUCUCUAUCAGCCCAUACGCUGCCCUUACUCCUCAAAGAUUCUCAAAGAUUUCACCAAACAAACACCCCCUGUAUAUAUAUUCUGUUUUGUAUUGAUUUAUUUGUUCUAUCAAACAAGAGGUCGAGGCCUUUCAGAGACUGGCUCUUUUCCUGAAUUGAGUUUUGGAAAUCUUUCUUUUCAUUCAAUAAUUACAGAGAAUGGCCUAAAGAUCACUCCUUUUUAGGCAUAUCUCUUUGUUGGGUUCUCUGAUUUUUCAAAGAAGAGAGUUGGGUUUCAGAGAUUGGGUCGAUUUUGAAUUCGGUUUUGGGCAAACCCAUUGGUUGGGUGCUUACAAAUGAGAAAUGGUAUGUGGGUUUUGGGAGAUUCAGGGAUCGAAACAGAGGAAUUUUGUCAGGGACGAUGAAGAUGGUUGGCUCGUGCUGGAAACCUGCAGUUGUAGAGAGAUUUGUGCGCAAUUCUAAUGUGGAUGGAGCCUCAGGUAGAUUGGAGGGGCUCUUAUGGUACAAAGAUUUGGGCCAACAUGUUAAUGGGGAGUUCUCCAUGGCAGUUGUUCAGGCCAAUAGCUUAUUAGAAGACCAGAGCCAGGUUGAAUCAGGGCCUCUGAGCCUGUCAGAAUUAGGUCCUCAUGGGACUUUUGUGGGAGUUUAUGAUGGACAUGGAGGACCUGAGACUUCCCGGUUCAUCAACGAUAACCUCUUCCAAAAUCUCAAGAAAUUUACAUCAGAGCAGCAGGCCAUGUCAACCAAUGUUAUACACAAAGCAUUCUUGGCCACAGAAGAGGCAUUUCUCUCUCUAGUUAAAAAACAGUGGCUCACUAAGCCUCAACUUGCAGCAGUUGGAUCCUGCUGUUUAGUUGGUAUCGUUUGUGGUGGCACUCUGUACAUCGCGAAUCUUGGGGAUUCGCGUGCUGUUCUUGCAAGAUCGAUAAAAGCUACAAGAGAAGUAGCUGCUAUCCAAUUGUCUUCAGAGCACAAUGCUAGUAUUGAAUCUGUGAGACAAGAAUUGCGUUCCCUGCACCCAGAUGACUCACGAAUUGUGGUUUUAAAGCACAAGGUCUGGCGGGUGAAGGGCCUAAUACAGGUCUCCAGAUCCAUAGGGGAUGUGUAUCUUAAAAAAGCCGAAUUCAAUCGAGAACCUCUGUAUCCAAAGUUCCGACUAUCAGAACCGAUUCGAAGACCCAUACUUAGCGCAGAGCCUUCAAUAACAACACAUACAAUUAGCGCACUUGAUCAGUUUGUUAUAUUUGCAUCAGAUGGACUAUGGGAGCACCUUAGCAAUCAGGAAGCGGUUGACAUAGUCCACAACCAUUCGCGAAGUGGAAGUGCAAGAAGACUUGUCAAAGCUGCACUCAGAGAAGCAGCUAAGAAGAGAGAGAUGAGGUAUUCAGACCUCAAGAAGAUUGAUCGUGGGGUACGCAGGCAUUUCCAUGACGAUAUCACAGUUGUAGUUUUGUUUCUGGACCCCUAUCUUGUUAGCCAAAGCUCCAUUAGGGGUCCAAAGUCCUCUUUAAGAGGUGGUGGUGGGGUCUCCAUACCAACCGAUUCCCUCUCCUCUGAUGCUACAUAGUAUUGGAAGUUUUUUGAUAUCAUUAUUCGCCAUGUAUCAAAGAAAUUAUUAUUAGUAUGUACACUACUAACAUGGUUCUUCUUUCCAUCAGAAAGUUGAGCGGGUUGAAGAAUAAGAGUUGCUCAGCUUUCUGCCAUGGAAAUUUCGUUUUUGUAAAUUGUAUGCAAUGCAGCCCAUUUUGCCUCCAAAAAACUUGGGUCAAUUGCAGCUCCAUUCUAAUGGCCUCAGGAGUGAUAGCAACAAUGUGUAUGCUGCUCUUUCAUUCAAAGAUCCUUGCUUUAAGGGUUCUCUUUUG